This is a messenger RNA of Symbiodinium necroappetens, 3087 nucleotides long. The record is from the annotation of a GenBank genome assembly. Lineage: Eukaryota; Dinophyceae; Suessiales; Symbiodiniaceae.
AUGAGACGCGCAGAAGCAAAAGGACGAGAUGCGAUGCAGAGGCAAGUUGAGCUUUAUCAUGAUCCUUCGGACGCUGCCAAGUUCAACUUGGUAGCGGAGCUCAUGAGUUGCUCCUGGGCCAGUGGUUUCGGAUGCCGCUUCUUCCUUUGUGUGCUCUCGGUCAUGACUGCAAUCUUCACCGUUUUGUAUGUGGAAGGAAGCAGACCGUUAGAGCUGGAUGGACAAGCGGAAUCGGAAGCCAGCGCAAGCAAUACUCCGAUCUUUGACUUGGAUGAGCGUCGUUAUGAGGGAUCUGCAGAAUCCAUUGUGAAUUCAGUGAUUUCAACAUCAAUGAAAGCCCAAGGCGAGCUCAGGAAUCUGGAGUCGAACAUUCGCCUCGAACAUACGCUGCAACGUCUGACACACGUUCUUGAUGAACUGGACGAACAGCUGGAAGGACGCGAACUGUCGACUCUGGACGAUGAUCCAUAUGCCAGGCUCGUCGAUCAAAAUGCCGAGGGACUCUUUCGUGUCUCAGGCUCUUCUGGAGCCGAGGAUACGGGAGUGCACGCCCGCAGUUUGGUCGUCGAGCCGCCUCACGACGAGUUGACUCUGGACACGAGCGUGACGACGACGACCACGGACGACUCGCAGGACCGAAGCAUCGGCCUCAGGCAAACGCCACGGAGGAAAGAAGCGAGGCGGCUGAAGUCGAGUCGGCGGAACGGAAAGCAGUACUUCUCCAUUGCAAAGCUUGUUGGAGCUAUUGCAGCCAUGCAGAUCACUGGUUCCGCCAAGGAAUUGGUGAGAGAGAUACCUCCAGAACAUCUGGCACAGGGAGCCUGGGAUCAGCAAACGGGUCAGCAUAUUACCGGUUUGAUGCUUCUUGUCACAACAUUAGCUCGUCGUUACUCACCGUUGGACGGUGAGGCUCAGACUAGAGCGGUGUCUGAUUUCUUGAAUUUCAACCGGUUGCCAGGCGAGAGUAUAGAUGCCUUCCUUGUACGAUUUGAUGUCUUAAGAAAUCGUGCCGCAGUGCGCGGUGGUUUAGGCGUGAAUCAUCAGGGCUUGGCUUGGUUGCUUCUCAAAGCCGUCGGCGUGAGUGUUGAUCAGCUUGAUCGUCUGUUGCAGCCCUUGAAUGGUAAUUUGCCGCAAGACGAAGCGCAGCUUGCACAGCUGUUGGAAAGGAUCAGGCGACAAGGUCAUUUGUUCGAAGGUUCGUAUCGUCAUCCGAACCAACAGGCUGGAGUUGGUGAUCCUGGUGCAUACAACUACUUCCCCACUUUCGGUGUUCCGAGAGAUCAUGCAGCUCACGAUGUGCCAGCAGACCUCAGUGGCGGGCUUGGUGGAUCAUUCGGUGGUCCAGGAUCUUGGAUGCCUGACCAUUCGUCUGCCGGCGGAGCUGCUGAAGACAUGGGGCAGUAUGUUGCUGGGCCAGGCGCUGGCUCCUCAGCGGAUAGUGAGGAGCGUUGUACUGCCUGCGGCUCGUACUUUGACGAUUGGGAGUUCUCGUCGGCUACGGAUACCGACACGGGCUCAGUUGAUGAAGGCAUCAGGGCAUACAACGCUGUUGAGGUCGAUGGUGAAAGCCGAACUGAUGCCAACUCUCGACAGAACGAGCUGUACCAGGAUUACAUUCUGGCAAGACGCAGAUGGCGGCGAUACACGGGGAAGCCUCCCCGAAGAUAUCGUAGGGUAAACUUCCGUGCCAAUCGCCACAUUGGAAAGCUGCGAAAUGGGCCCUACGGACGGACAUAUGCGGCGUUUCUGCCCCCAACUGCUUUCGCAGGUGGUAAGGGGGCGGGUAAAACCAAGGGCGGUUUUCAUCGGAAGAAUCCACGCGGUAAGGAUGGUCAAGUGCUUAAAUGCUCAAAAUGCGGGUCGGAAGAGCAUUUGUGGAGGAAGUGUCCACAGGUAAUCUCCAAGGGCGCCGGCAAAGGACAAGGGCUUGGACAAAGCAGCGCUCACCUGGCUGACUUUUCUCGGCCAGUCCCCGCGUCUCUUGCCUUGACUUCACCGCCAGCACCUCCUCGCGUCGAGACGUGGCAUACCGGUGUCGCUUCAGCUGCAUUGCCAGGAGUUGCAUUCCACUAUCAUGUUGGUAGUCAAGGUGCAGCCUCGUCAGUGGCCUCGCACGCCAGCGGCAACAGGUACAUGACGACUCUUGAAGAGGACUUAGCAAGGCUUGAAAGUGUGUCCCAAGUAAGCAGCAAUCGCUCGCGGAAGUCCAGAAGGUCAGACGUAGGACCGGACAGUCCUCCGAGAUGGAGUGCUGCUGAAACGGCACGUUCUGUUGCUGAGUCUGCCGAGGCACAAGAUGCUGACAACACCGCUGUCGAAGCUCUUCGGCCCGGUGCUCCAAGUCCCAAACAUCCUCCCCCGAACAGGCGUGGACCAAAUGCAGAUGAAAUCGAGCGCAAUCGAACCGUGGUUCAACUGAAUAGUCUUUUGAUGGCUUGGUGGGAGGCUGAUGAGGAAGGAUCAACUUACGACACAGCACCCACUGGUGAUACCAACAAUGCCAAGGCCUAUCAUUUGCGCACCAGAUUGGCCAACGACCGCCCAGGAUUGUUGAUCGAUCCUGGAGCGCAUGAUAAUCUGGUAGGCGAGCGAACCGCGCAACGCAUGCAGGAGAUUGUUGGGGUCAAAGCCAAGAGUCUGAGGAUGAAUCGUUCUCUUUCAGUGGAAGGAGUCGGCAAGGACUCUCAGCAAGCUGAUGUUGCGCAGCGCAUGGCCUUGCGUCUUUGCAGUGACGACAACAAGCAAGUAGCUGGGAGUUUCACUGCGCCGGUCAUCGCAGGUUCUGAUCUGCCGCCACUGUUGGGUCUGAAGAGUCUCAAAUCCUUUCGGUGUAUCCUCGAUAUGGGCAACAACAAGUUGUACCUUCCUGGUCCAGCUGGCUGCGAAAUUCAGCGUUGUCCUGGAACUGUGGCAUACGACUUGAAAAUGUCGGACAGUGGUCACUUGAUUCUUCCGAUAGAUGCACGGUUUGAUGUGUCUCAGAAUGCAUCGUCAAGUGACCGAAGUGGCCUGGAUUUCCAAAUGUCCUGUCGUCGCGGCGACCGCAGUGCUUCUCCUGAGCGCACGCGGGCUCGCAGCGAGAUGUGA